AUGCCAGCAAGAGAAGCAAUGAUUAGAUUUCAUCAUAAUAUUCAGCAUGAGAAACCUGUCGAUAUUACUACCCCACCGGAAGUAAAGCACGAAAUUAUGCAAAAUCUUCAUAUGGAUCCCGUGCAGUUACGAGCACAUCUCCAUCAAAUGUUUGAUGUUUCGCUUGUCACUGCGAAACAAAUUUACUAUUGUGAGCUUUGUUUCGAUUGGAGUACUGACUUGGUUACAGCGAUUGGAUUCACAACCUCUUUAUUAGCUGGACUAUUACCAUUGUCAAAUGUACAUUGUGACGCAACUUACAAAACGACCAAAGGACACUUCAAACUCUACGGGAUUAUCAGUAACAUUGAGGGUGCAGGAUUUCCAGUAGCAUAUCUCAUUUUGAACACUACGAAGGCGCCAAACAAUGAAGAACAAAUAGGGUUAUAA
Molecule: messenger RNA, 429 nt
Organism: Ambispora gerdemannii
Lineage: Eukaryota; Fungi; Glomeromycota; Glomeromycetes; Archaeosporales; Ambisporaceae
Source: the annotation of a GenBank genome assembly